Homalodisca vitripennis (glassy-winged sharpshooter) is the source of this 549-nucleotide messenger RNA. RefSeq names its product insulin-like growth factor 2 mRNA-binding protein 3. The record is from RefSeq and is a predicted model, not a curated record. Gene Ontology annotation, molecular function: RNA binding. The coding region runs from base 154 to 435 and encodes 93 amino acids. The transcript has 2 exons. NCBI's taxonomy places the organism in Eukaryota, Metazoa, Arthropoda, Insecta, Hemiptera, Cicadellidae.
CGCCUGCGCCUGCAGCGGACAUCGCGGCUAGAUUUCUACACUCGCACUGGAAUGAGUGGUUUCUAUUCCGAUGUUUAUCUUUGAAGUAGGUCUGUAGCAGUUUGAUCCAUCAUUAUUUCUCAAUCUAAGAAGGAAAAUUACCACCGGAUCAAAAUGAGUAAGCUUUACGUGGGAAACCUUCCUUCUGACAUCAACGAGGCCACACUCCGUCAACUCUUCCUGGACAAUAACCUGCCAUGCGGGACCAUCCUGAUCAAGCGCGGGGGCUACGCCUUCGUGGACUGCGCUGACCAGUCCAUAGCCGACAAGGCCAUCGACCAGCUGAACGGCGCCAACUUCCUGGGAACCCAGAUACAGGUGGAACCCUCUGUUGCCGGAACCACGAGGAAGCGCAGUCCCGUUCAAUCAGGAGGGGACCAAAUGGUAAAGAGUUAACCUGCCACCGCCAAGACCAUAGAAAUAACGCUGAUUUGUUACAAUUUUGUUUUACAAUGAUUUUCUUUUUAUACUCUUUUCAAGAUGUUAAUAAAGUGUUGGGCUUGAUGCUGA